Molecule: messenger RNA, 741 nt
Organism: Phaedon cochleariae (mustard beetle)
Lineage: Eukaryota; Metazoa; Arthropoda; Insecta; Coleoptera; Chrysomelidae
Source: the annotation of a GenBank genome assembly
AUGGAUAAUCUCAUAGAUUUGGUUAAGCCAACUACCGACGACUUAGUGAAACAUAAUAUUUCUUCAGAGCAGUGGCAAGAGUUCUCAACUUUACUAAAGCAAAGAACACAUGUCUACAGAGAAGAAAAUGCUCGGCUAGAAACAGUCCUCACCAAAUUGAAAAUUUUGAACAAUGAAAUUAAGCUGUUGGCAGAUAUAUCAAAUGAUGUAUCAAAACUUAUUAGGCAUUCUCUUACGGAUAUAAUAGAUAUGAAACGACCAUCAACCCAUUACUCCACAACACUCACACAACCUGAAAGACUGAGGAAGCAUAACAACUAUGUGUCUAAAUUGAAAAUUUGUAUCAAAAUGUAUGUUAAUCUCAAUGAAAGGCUAUCAAAAGAAAUCAAAUUCAUCAAAUGGGAAUCGGAUCAGUCGAGAGUCAAAUUGUCUGGAAUUUUAAACUUGUCUAGUCAAGAAGUGCAGCAAUUAGAAGAGAAAGCCAAGAAGUAUGAAAAUGAAUUGUUGAAGUUCGAGAAAAAGUAUCCAUGGCUCAAGGAUCCCCAAUUCAAUUUGCCGAAUAUAUCCAAAGAAAUAGAAAUGCUACGGAAUUUGAAGGAGACGAAGGAAAAAUUAGCGAGGGACCUUAGCAUAUAUCAAGAACUGAAACCUGACAUCAAAGAAGCUGCCCAACAACUUGCCGAUCUCAAAGAAGAACACAAACACUUUACAACAAAGAUCCAAGAUACUAAUAAGUGUUAA